Molecule: messenger RNA, 2448 nt
Organism: Trypanosoma grayi
Lineage: Eukaryota; Euglenozoa; Kinetoplastea; Trypanosomatida; Trypanosomatidae
Product: threonyl-tRNA synthetase
Exons: 1
Coding region: 1-2448 (815 amino acids)
Biological process (GO): threonyl-tRNA aminoacylation
Cellular component (GO): mitochondrion; cytoplasm
Molecular function (GO): ATP binding; threonine-tRNA ligase activity
Source: RefSeq, a predicted model, not a curated record
AUGACGACAACAUCCACUGCUGCGGCCGGGGGUAAGAAAAAGGGUGGUGCCGCCGCUGCCACCGCGGUCGAUCUCAAGACGCUGCAAGAUCCGCCCUUCUGGAAGGACCGCUACGCCCUCUUCGACGAGCUGUACGCCGCCCAGCAGGCCAAGUACGCGACGGAGCAGGCGCCCAUCACCGUCACGCUGCCCGACGGCAAGCGCAUGGACGGAACGAGCUGGCAGACGACUCCCAUUGAAAUAGCGAAGCGGCUGUCGAACUCCCUCCCUGACAAGGUCUUCGUCGCGCGCGUAAACGGCGAACUGUGGGACCUCACCCGCCCCUUCGAGUGCGACGCGACGCUCGAGUUGCUCGACUGGGACGAUGAGGACGCCCGCAACGUGUUCUGGCACAGCUCCUCGCACGUACUCGGCUACGCCCUCGAGCGCGUCUUCCACACGCGCCUCUCUGUUGGGCCCGCGCUCGAGGAUGGCGGCUACUUCUACGAGGGCGAGACGAGCCGGCCGCUUUCUGAGACUGACUACACCGCCAUCGAGGCGGCGAUGCAGGAGCUCGUCAAGCAGAAGGUGCCGUACCAACGCCUCACCGUCAGCAAGGCGGACGCGCUGCGGCUCUUCAACUACACAGAGUUCAAGAGCAAGAUCCUCGCGAGCAAGGUGCCAGAGAACGGCACCUGCACGGUGUACCGCUGCGGCAACCUCAUCGACCCGUGCCGUGGCCCGCACCUCCCCGACACCAGCCGCGUCAAGGCGUACGCCGUGACGAAGAACUCCUCGUCCUACUUUGAGGGCAAGGCUGAGAACGCGGUGCUGCAGCGCGUGUACGGCAUCUCCUUCCCGAAGCAGGCGAUGCUCUCGGAGUGGAAGACGCUGCAGGAGGAGGCGGCCCGCCGUGACCACCGCACGGUUGGGAAACAGCAGCAACUCUUCGGCUUCCAUGAGGUAUCACCGGGCAGCGCGUUUUGGCUGCCGCACGGCGCCCGCAUCUACAACGCACUGGUGGAGUUCCAGCGCAAACAGUACCGCCGCCGCGGCUUCGAGGAGGUGGUGUCGCCCAACAUGUUCUCCUCUCGCCUCUGGAUGGUCUCCGGNCACUGGGACAAGUACGCGGAGAACAUGUUCCGCACCGUCGUGGAGAAGGAGGAUCACGGCAUGAAACCGAUGAACUGCCCCGGGCAUUGCAUCAUGUUCGCGAUGCAGCCGCACUCAUACAAGGAGCUUCCUAUCCGCUACGCCGACUUCGGCGUGCUGCACCGAAACGAGCUGAGCGGCGCCCUUACCGGCCUCACGCGCGUGCGUCGCUUCCAGCAGGACGACGCGCACAUCUUCUGCCGCAUGGACCAGGUGCAGGAGGAGAUACAGGGCGCCCUCACGUUCCUCAACGACGUGUACCGCGUGCUCGGCUUCAAGUUCUUCCUCAAGCACGCCACACGGCCGGAUAACAAGCUCGGCACGGAGGAGAUGUGGGACCAGGCGGAGGCGUACCUGCGCGCCGCCCUCAAUCACUUCUGCGGCAUCCCCGAGAAGCUGCCAGACCCCUUCAACGACGGUGCCACAUUCACAUUCGAUGGGCGCAAGGAGAGUAUGAAGAAGUUCCGCGCCCUCAUGAAGAAGCGUGCGGCUAAGAGCGAGGGCGCUGCAGUGGAGGGCGACGACAGCACGUGGGCCGGGCCGACGCACGCCGACGCAUGGGAGGAGAACACCGGUGAUGGCGCCUUCUACGGGCCCAAGAUAGACAUCGUCGUGGAGGACGCGCUGCGGCGCCGUCACCAGUGCGCCACAGUGCAGCUCGACUUCAAUCUGCCGCAGCGCUUCGGCCUCAAGUACACACUCCCCACCGCCGCGGCGGAAGGGGCGGCGGCGGAAGCGCCAUCAGGCGAAAAGCCGAAGGAGCGCCAUGCCGACCCGAACGACGCCGACGCCAAGGCCGAAGAGGCAAAGCCAGCAGCAGCGGCGGCGGGGACUGCCGAUGAGGCACUCUCGUCGUACGACAAGGCGGUGCGUGAUCUCGGCAUUGACCACCGCCUCGACGCCAACCAGGCGCGCCCCGUCAUGAUCCAUCGCGCCAUCUUCGGCUCACUCGAGCGCUGCAUCGCGAUUCUGUGCGAGCACUACGGCGGUGAGUGGCCGCUGUGGCUCAGCCCGCGGCAGGUGAUCAUCGUGCCGGUGUCGCUGGAGAACGCCGCCUACGCCACGCGGGUGCGUGACCUCUUCCAGGGCGAGGGCUUCUACGCGGACGUCGACAACGGCACCGCCACACUCGACAAGAAGAUCCGCAACGCCGAGCUGGCGCGGUACAACUUCAUCUUCGUCGUUGGCCAGGCGGAGGAGGACGCGCAGACAGUGAACAUCCGCACCCGCGACAACCACCGCCACGGCACCAAGACGCAGGAUGAGGCGCUGCGGUGGCUGCGCGAGCUCGUCGACAAGUACGACGCGACCUUUUGA